Aspergillus puulaauensis is the source of this 5235-nucleotide messenger RNA. RefSeq names its product putative SNF2 family helicase/ATPase. NCBI's taxonomy places the organism in Eukaryota, Fungi, Ascomycota, Eurotiomycetes, Eurotiales, Aspergillaceae. Bases 1 to 5235 code for a protein of 1744 amino acids. The transcript is spliced from 2 exons. Gene Ontology annotation, molecular function: ATP-dependent chromatin remodeler activity; protein binding; ATP hydrolysis activity. Gene Ontology annotation, cellular component: nucleus. The record is from RefSeq and is a predicted model, not a curated record.
AUGGAAUUUAGCAACGCAGACCCUCUUGACUGGACGGUCGAUGAAGUAGUGAAUUUCCUUUGCCGCAAUCCCGAAACUCCGUGGUCCAAGUCCAACUCGAGCGCACCCCGACCGAAUCCCGCUUCGUUCGAAAAUGCACUACGCGAUAACUUAAUCACGGGAGAGGUGCUUUUACAAGAUGUGGAUAAGGACGUGUUGAAGGAUGAUCUAGGACUCAAAGCUGUUGGGCACCGGGGCUCGAUAAUGCGGGCUAUUGGCUUUCUUCAGCAAUGUUCGCCGAAAUUUCAAACUUCAAAGUCUGAACAGAACUUUGUACUGCCCUCACCGUCCCCGCUGCAGCCACUGCCCCACCUGCAUCAUACCAAUGCCCACUCGUCCCCUGUCCAGCAUUCAAGCCCAGUGCCACCGACUGCGCCCAGCACUCCUUCGCUACACAAGCUACCCACAACAGCUGCUGUUUCAGGUACUCGCGAUGCUGGGAACGGACCAGAUAGCCUACACGGAGCCGUCGAAAACGGCCCAGAGAUCAAUGUACUUGCUGGUCCUCGAGAGGUGCCUGAGACCUCGACAUCGAAUCACUCACGUUCUCAUGAAAAAUUUGUGGUUGACGAAAAUGGCAAGAAAAGACGAAGGCUCAACUUAACCACUUUUGUGGAAUCUCAGAGCGAUGGUGUCGUUUCGGAAAUCUCAGGUGAUGAGAAAUCAAAAAGCUGGUAUAUGGGUCCUAAUGCUCUUACUCUGGACCGAGUUUUCUACUCCUCAGACUCGGGGGGAGAUGACCAGACGUUCACAUUAGUACCAUCUAAAUUACCAAAUGCGCAACGCACCUUUGUAAACCGACGUCUCAGUUAUUUCUUCCAACAAUUACCCAUCGACUUAGGUUCUGGCCACGGAUUUUCACAUAAGGCUGUUAUUCCCUACAACCCUUCCAUGAUAAAGUCAACCAACGAUAGAUUUUUCACCCUAUACACGGCAGAGAAGGGCGUGAUUAACACCAGUAAGGAAAGAAUCAAUGAUUGGCCCCAGUUAUCGCACCAGACAAGAGUGAAUGACGAAGCCCAGUCGUCAAGUGAAUUGCCAAAACCCUCAGACCCGUUUUCAUAUUUGCUUCAAAAAUACCCAGCUGAGGAGGGCUCUGGAGAUGUAUUUCCCAUUUACGGAGACUCUGGUUCUGAAGGUGAAUUUGACGAAGAGACCUGGCAAGAGAUGGAGGAGGAACAGAGCGAGCCUAUGCCCCAUAAGCAGAAGAAGCUUGGUCUCACCGAAGUGGAAUCCAUUAUUGAAGAUUGCGUCUCUGCAUAUGAGGCAAACUGGCACGAAUCUCACUUGCCAAAGGAACAGUGCAAGGCGCGAAAACUUUGGUUGGUUGCGAGAAGGGGGAAUCGUGUCAACCAGGAUACCAAAUCUUUAGCGAGAGAUAUUGGGUUGCUAGCAGCUCGCUUGCAGAGGCUCCAAGAGGAGAUUCGCAAGAACGAAUACACCACAGAAGCCGAGCUACGCACACAAUGCCAGUGCCUGGAACACACUGUUUUCAAUAUCCAAAAACAGAAGUUCCGUGUUUCGGUGCUUGAACAAGAAAAGUGUCCCCCGGGAGUGUCUGCACCUCCCAAACCUCGAAACCCGCCAAAAUCGAGGACCGGAGAUGAGGAAUCCCUUGAUUCGGAGUCCGACUUUUCUGAGGGUGACACCUUCGAUGACUUCAUUGUUGAUGAUGUUGGAACACCAAAAGUUCCUGCGGCUGGAAACUCUCCUGACACGUCCUCGUCGUCCGAUGGCGACGACGAUAUUAUCAGUGUUUCCGGCACAAGACGCAGGACUCGGGGUCGACCACCUAAGGUCUUUGGAUCAAGUAGCCCUUCUAUUUCUCCAUCUCCCCCUCCCGCCUGGCCUCUUCAUGAGAAGCCCGAAGUCAUCGAUCUAACUAUGGAGGAACCCGAUGACGAUCUGCGGAUAGAGACUCCCCCUCUAAAUCCUGUGGGAUCCGCCAAAUCACAUUUUCAUGAAGCUAAGCUGCCGAGACUCAGCACCUCUAUGUCACCACCACCCAGUAUUGGCUCCCUGGAGAGUAGCGCUCUCCCGAAAACAGAAAAUGACGCACGUUCUCUAGGGCCCAAAAUCGAUGAUAUUGAGGGAAUCAUGUCAUUGGAUUGGGAGUUUCUUGAAGCGCGUAAAGACCGCCGUCGAUUAUUGGCUAAACUUGUUGGUGGACUUGCCGAUAACGAGCGGACCAAAUUGGCAACGCAUAUCCCGGAAUAUCAAUUCUCAAAGCUAAAGCCCCUGGUACGCAGAGCUCUUAAGUCUUUGGGCAGCGGCAGGGUAGAUGCCCCAGGAAUGGAUUCUGAUGAGAAUCGUUUAAUUAUGAGAACAGCUUCAUUUUAUGUGGCAUGGUUGAACUGCAUUCGUUUGGAUGUAGAAGGUAUCCCAAAAAAGGACGUUCAGAAGGCUCUUAAUCGUCUUGAUUCCGACGGGUUUGACCGCUACUAUGAUGAACUCAUUGAACGGUUACGGAACUGCCGCGCGUGGAAUCAAAAGACAGAAGCUACUGACCCAGAAUCUGAUCAGGAGCCCCAUGAUACACCCCAUAAAAAGCGAAAAAGGGAAGUCAAAGAAAGUCAGUCGGCAAAAAUGACACAGGCGAGCGCUCAACGUCGUGUUGCACAGCAAGAAAAGCAGAAGGAGAAACUCGAAAAGCGGCUAGAAAGCAUGGGCCUAGCCAAUGAUAAUCCCAGCCGUCAGGCCGUCAGUUUUAAGGACCCUAUUAUUUACUUGAAUUCCCACAUUGGUCAACGCGUAAAACCACAUCAACUCAAAGGCAUCCAAUUCAUGUGGCGGGAGUUGAUAGAGGAUAAGGAUCGACAAGGAUGUCUAUUGGCCCACACAAUGGGACUAGGGAAAACAAUGCAGGUCAUAUCGCUACUUACCACGAUAUAUGAGGCCACUGCUUCCUCUGACCCAAAAGUCAGUCGCCAGAUUCCGGAAGCUCUCCGUCGGCUGCAGACCUUGAUUAUUUGUCCGUCAUCCCUGAUUGAGAAUUGGCAAGAUGAGUUCCAUAUGUGGUCACCAAAGAUCUGGCCUAUGGUGAGAAGGAUUUCAACUACGGACAAUUUAAAUGCACGCCUACAAGAAAUAUCCGCAUGGUAUGACCAUGGCGGAAUUCUCUUAAUCAGCUACAAUAUUUUUCGAGACUGGAUCAUCAACAAUGAUACUGGUAAAAAGGGCAAACCUCUAUCAGAUCCUGACCAUGAGAUGGUUAAGCGUUGUCUUCUUCAAGGGCCCAAUCUCAUCAUCGCUGACGAAGCCCACAAGAUGAAAAAUGCUUCCUCUGCAACCUAUAUGGCGGCAAUACAACUCCGCUCUACGAGUCGUAUUGCUCUGACGGGCUCCCCCCUUGCUAACAAUCUUAGCGACUACUAUACCAUGGUCAACUGGAUUGCAGAAGACUACCUUGGGAGCUCUGUCGAGUUCAAGGCCAACUACGUAGAGCCCAUCGAGCAAGGUCUCUAUGCCGACAGCACAUACACCGAAAGGCGACGGUCUCUCAUGAGGCUCCAGGUACUUAAACAGAUCCUGGAGCCAAAGAUCAACCGUGCAGACAUAACAGUUCUUGCGGGAGAUUUGCCGCCCAAGGUAGAAUUUGUUCUGACUGUACCUUUGACUAAGCUACAGAAGUCAGCAUACGAUUCCUAUGCAGCAUUUGUGCUGCAAGGUCGAAUGGAGGAUAUUGCACAGACCCAAUUAUGGUCAUGGCUAGCCAUUCUCGGGUUAUGCUGCAAGCACCCCGCCUGCUUCUGGGAAAAGCUUAUAAGUCGCGCACAAGAUGCCACGACGAAGAUGAGUGAUGGCGAACAACAACCAGUUCCUGGCGAUGAGUCUAUCGACAAAAUUGGAAUACCAAACUUAGGGGCACUUGUGGCUGAACAGCGUGAUAUUUUUGGGCAAGUCGCUGAUUUGAAAGCUGUAAAGCUUUCAGCUCGAACGGAGAUUGUGAACAGGAUCAUCGACGAAUCUAUCAAAGCCGGUGAUAAAGUUUUGAUUUUCUCUCAAAGUUUGCCAACACUCAACUAUCUUGAACAUGUUUUGCAGGCCUCUGGCCGGCGCUACUCGCGUCUCGAUGGACAGACACCAAUUGCUACCAGACAAGCGGCCAUAAAGCAGUUCAACCGGGGCUCCCAACAACAGGUCUACCUUAUUUCAACUCGGGCAGGAGGGCUCGGUCUAAAUAUUCCAGGCGCCAACCGCGUUAUUAUCUUUGACUUCUCCUUCAGCCCGACCUGGGAAGAGCAGGCUAUUGGGCGUGCAUACCGUUUGGGGCAGCAAAAGCCAGUCUACGUAUACCGAUUUCUCACUGGGGGCACCUUUGAAGAGAUUAUACACCACAAAGCAAUAUUUAAGACCCAGCUCUCCGUCCGUGUUGUUGAUAAGAAGAACCCCAUACGUUUUGCUUUAAAGAAGCCUGGCGAUUACCUGUUUCCUGCAAAGCCUGUUAACCAAGAAGAUGUCUCUGAAUACAUUGGGAAAGACAAGCUGGUCUUGGACAAGAUUUUGCGUGAAGACCAAGAUAGAAGGAUAGAAGACAGAUUGAUACGAAACAUCACACUCACAGAGACAUUCCAAAGGGAGGACAACGACAAACUGACCGACGAGGAGAGAAGAAGCGUCCAGGAAGACUUUGAUGACGAAAACCUUCGCCGAAGAGACCCCGCUGCUUACAACAAACGAAUCCGCGAGAGACAAAUGACAUUGAUGCAACAACAGCAUUAUGCGCUUUCAUUCAAUCAAUUUCCGAUUUCGGUGGCACAUGGAGUCUAUCAGCCUUCAGACCUACAAGGUACAGCUUAUGGCGGCCAACAUGCUUCACGACCGGGAACCGCUGUGUACCCAGCUCAAGGACAAUCCGAAGUUCCAAACAGUGCGCAUAACAAUGGCCCUCCCGCUCUUGUUCCGGAUAUGAUUCCUUAUCAACCUCCAAAAUCAACCUCCGAAUCUGGUGCACCAUCUCCCUUCACAAAAAGCCCGCUGAUAGGAGAUGCGAGAGAAAAUGCACAUGUCCAUCCGACUGGGCCAUCCUCCCAGCAGCAAAUGGAUUCGACAACAAGUCGCCCAGCACCGGUUACUACAAGCAUUCCGCGUUCUGCAACCCCCCAAACCCACACUCAAAAUACAGAUGCUCGUCCACGCGCAUCUUCAACACCUGGAUCACAAGAACGGCAGAAAUUUGGCUGCGGGAACCAGUGA